AUGUCACGGAAGAAUUCAAAGGUAUCUGCGAAAAGGCGUAUGAAUGUAAUAAAAACGGAGUACAUGAUAAAUAACAGGAAAAAAGAGCAAAGAAGAGAGGUAAAAAAACUGCAAAACCACGUUAAAGCACAGCUCCUCAAACUUUCAAUCUCCCACAAUCAAAAGGACGGCCUGGGUGAGAUUGAGAUGGCGGGGUCGAAAUUGAAGAAUCCAGGCGUUAAUUUUUCCAGGUCGGUCGACUCCUCAAGACCACUCAGGGCCAGAGAUAAAAAAAUCCUACAAGCCACUCUCAAACGUAAACGCAAACUACAACUCAAUCAACUCAACUAA
Messenger RNA from Theileria parva strain Muguga, 330 nucleotides. RefSeq lists its product as uncharacterized. Bases 1 to 330 code for a protein of 109 amino acids. The transcript is spliced from 3 exons. Lineage: Eukaryota; Apicomplexa; Aconoidasida; Piroplasmida; Theileriidae. The record is from RefSeq and is a predicted model, not a curated record.